Molecule: messenger RNA, 3718 nt
Organism: Apis cerana (Asiatic honeybee)
Lineage: Eukaryota; Metazoa; Arthropoda; Insecta; Hymenoptera; Apidae
Gene: CrebB
Product: Cyclic-AMP response element binding protein B
Biological process (GO): regulation of transcription by RNA polymerase II
Cellular component (GO): transcription regulator complex; nucleus
Molecular function (GO): DNA-binding transcription factor activity, RNA polymerase II-specific; protein binding; RNA polymerase II cis-regulatory region sequence-specific DNA binding
Source: RefSeq, a predicted model, not a curated record
CAAUUUUACGUCUGCUAUGGAAUAUGCCGUAAAAUAUGGCGCCUUAAGGAAGAUGUACGAAUUUCUCGAAAAGGGCAAUGGGGGUUACGUGACAAUUCUGACAUCUCUUUUCAUCGCUAACCAACACAUCGUAAUAUUAAUCGAUCUGCUUAUGUAAAUGACGCAGUAACACCGCCGAUCGCAGACUGGCGGGAAAUUUAAAACUUUUGCACUUUAAUGGAUAACUCCAAUUUUGAAUUGAAUAUGUUUUCAAAUCCUCGAUACCACUUGUUCUGAUGAUGUUUAUCUUUAGUCUGGAAGUCAAUUCGUGAUAUUUCAAGGUUUGAUAUUCCCAGGCUAUGGAAAGUAUGGUUGAGGAAAAUGGAUCAGCUGUUGACCCAUUGUCUGCAGGUUCUCAAAGCGGCGAUGCAGCACCAGCAAUAGCAACAUCGGUACAAUCUCUCAAUAGAACACAGCAGCAAACUCAUCAUCUGGUAGCUUCUACCAGCAUUGUGCAACUGACACUACCUACGUCAGGAACAACACAGGUACAAUCUGUUAUACAGCCUAAUCAACAAUCAGUAAUUCAGACUGCAACAAAUAUUCAACCUGUUGCUAUUUCAAAAGGAAAUGUUAUUCUUGUCAGUAAACCCAACUCCGUUAUACAAACAGCUCAAGCAAGUUUACAAACGCUUCAGGUGGUUGAGACUGGUAGCGAUGAUAGUUUCUCAGAUUCAGAAGAAUCUCCAGAACAAAGAGGAGGUAUCCUUACCAGACGACCAUCAUAUAAAAAAAUUCUUAAUGACUUAGGUGGUGGUGAAAUUACUGACGGUCGAUUGCCCCCUCUAGAAUCAUCUUCUGAGUGUGAUUCUAACGUGGACAGUGAAGUGUCUUCCCAUUCGCUUCAUUAUCAGACAGUAAUUCCUGCUGGUACCAUUCAAAUUGCAACCCAAGGCGAAGGUGUUCCUGGACUUCAUACAUUAACUAUGAGUAAUGCAGCAACAGCAGGUGGAGCUAUAGUACAAUAUGCACAAGGCCAAGAUACACAAUUUUUUGUUCCAGUCUCUGACAAUGUUUCAGCUUACACAGGACAUGGUGUCGUAGUAGAAGAUGCAGCUAGAAAAAGAGAAUUGAGGUUGCUCAAAAAUAGACAAGCAGCCCGCGAGUGUAGAAGAAAAAAGAAAGAAUAUAUAAAGUGUUUAGAAAAUCGUGUUGCAAUACUGGAAAAUAGAAAUCAGACGUUAAUAGAAGAACUUAAAUCAUUAAAACAACUAUGCGAACCGAAAACUGACUGAGGUUGGUGUUUAAUGUUGAAACAUUGUAUGAAAACUAUUAACUUGCUAAAAAAAAUUGUACAUGUCUUCUUUGUGUACAUUAUCUUAAAAGUUGUUAAGUAAGCAAUGGUGAUGUACAUGCAUUCUUAUAAAUAAGUGUUUCUGUAACAUACUGUAUUUAAAAUGCGAAUAUAAAGGCUUGUGAAACUUGCUAUUACUAAAGCGAGAAGCCAAAGGUAUAUGAGAUGCAGAGAUAGCAAACUUAUAGGCAAUAUUCUGGAAGUCAAUCUAUAUUUUGGAUAACAAUCAUAUGAAUUUAGGUUAUUAAUGAUUACAUAUUCAAAAUAUGUUGAUAACAAGAUAGUGACAUUAGUAUUUGGAGCAUAUUCAUUUAUAUUACAGUAACUAUGUGAUGUCAAAUGAUAUAUUUGAAACUUUCAAUUAUACAUAAAUAUUAUAUUCUUAUGUUUGAUUCUAUUUGAAAAAUUUUACAUUAGUAAAAAGUAAAGAGCAUUACAAAAAAAUGAGGAGAGUAUAUUUAGUAAUCAAUUUAUAAUAUAAUAUAAUAUAAUAUAAUAUAAUAUAAUAUAAUAUAAUAUUAUAUUAUAUAUAAUAUUAUAUAUAAUAUUAUAUAUAUAUAUAUUAUAUAUAAUAUAUAUAAUAUAAUAUAAUAUAAUAUAAUAUUUAUAUAUAUAUAUAUAUAAUAUAUAAUAUUAUAUAUAAUAUUAUAUAAUGUUAUAAUAUAAUAUAAUAUAAUAUAAAUAAUUGAUCACUAAAAAUACACAUAUUUGAAAGAAACGCCUUAUACACAAUAUUUGCUAGUAUAAUUAGGAAUUAGAUACAACUAUUAAGAUCACAUAGUUUCUGCAUAAAAAAAAGCAUAGUUAUUAGAUAACAGUGUCUAUAUAAUUUUUUUCCAAUUUCUUUAUUCUUUUAUACUUGAAAAAAGUAGAUCCAUUAAAAAAAUGAAUCUAUUAGAAGUAUUUGAGGCAUAAAUAAAGAGAUUAGAGAUAAUUGUAAAAAGAUAAAUAGAUCGAAAUUCUACUACUUUGAUCAUUGCUGCUGCGACAUGUAUAUGUAUAAAAUAUUAUCUCAAUAUAAUUUUUUACUUUAAAUACGAACUUCAGAAACAUAUUAUGAAAAAAAUGUAACUUAUAUAAUGUAGAAAAGCACUAGUUAAAAUAUUCUCAUUUGAUUUUAUUUUCUAUUUUAAGACGCCUUAAGUGCGAAAAGCUGAAAAACAGAAUUUGUAAAAUAUGAAUGUAAUAUAUAUAGAUAUAUAUAUAUACAUAUAUAUAUAUAUCUGGAGUGCCUUGAAGAUUCUGUAUGUAUAUGGUAUACAAAUAAACACGCGCAAGUGCGCUCAUACAUAUGCAUACCUAAGUAUGUGUCAAAUUACAUAUUUUAAGUAAAUAUGGGUACAUGCAAUAUUUUUUAAAUUACAUAUUAUAUUAUAGUUUUAUGUUCUGCGUAAAAUCGUACAGUUAUGUUAAAAUUAAAAUUUCUAUUCCAAUAUAUUUCCAUAUCUUUUGGAAUUAAAUAAAAUCUUUAAAUCACUAAUAUAAAUUAUAUAAUAUAUUCUAAAUUGCAUACAGAUAUAAUUGAAUCUAAAUCAUGUUACAGUAGAAAACAGAAUGUAUUACAAUCAAAUAAUUUAUAUAUUAUGAUUUUUAAUAUCAAGAACAAGAAAUUAUUUUUUAAUAUCUGACACAUAUUUAAAAAGAAUUAUUUGUCUAAUGCAUUUUUUUUCAUAAAAUCAAUGUUAUAUAAUAUAAGUAUAAAACUAUUUGAUGUAUAAUUUUGAUUGUUAUAUAUUUAUAAAAAAAAAAAUUUGAAUAUUGAAAAUCCAGUUUGAUCAUUCGAUAAUUUAAAAUAAUUAUUUAAUAAGUUUGUGCAUGAUUUGCUGAUUAUUUGAAAUGAUAUAAUUUUUUUUUAUAAAAUGUUAAAAUAUAUUAUUAUUUGUAAAAUUAUUUAUAAAAAGUAUAAUAAUAGUAAUAAUUAUAUAGUAAUAACUAUUUGUACAUAUUAUUUUUUUAACAAAACCAAAAUAAAUUUUAUGAUUGAUCAGACUGGAAAAUUUUUUUGUAUAGGCACAAUGCAUAAAUUCUCAAAUUAUUUGCUGUUAAAUUUUUCACUUUGAUAAUAAGAAAAAAAAAUAGUUAUACAAUGUUCUUAUGUGCUUAACAUGUAAUUUGUAAUUAUACAAUUUUAUUGAAUUGGAAAAUAGAUUAUUUCCAAAUUAUUCCCUAUAAAAUGAGAGUACAAUGCGCUUAUAGUGAUAUGUUAUAAAGUAAGAACUCACUAUAAGUUUCUUUUCUUGGCAGAUUUGAAUUCGACUUUAAUUUAGACUGUACACAUCAUCUGUGUUUUAAUGUUAAUUAUAUGUAUGAUAUAUGUAUAUCUUGAUUAUUGCACCGAUAAUAUGAAAUAUUGUAUAUAGAUAAUACAUGUAUUUUUACAUAUCA